AGGGGGCAGCAGCAGUCUGCAAGCAAAGAUGUCCACUGUGUACCGUGCAUGGCUCGAGUUUUGUAGCUUCGUGGUGUUCCGUUGACCUGCCGGUGUAGUACUUCUAAUAUGUUUCUGUGGAUUUGUGAACGUUCGCUACUCUUUUAGAAAUUUAGUGUUUUAAGUAAACGUGCCCAAUGGCGCAUUAAACAAUUGCCUGCAAGUUUUCAUCGCCCGGAAAGGCACGAGAGUGGCCACAGCAGUGAAGUGCUGAAAUGGCAGCACAUUUGUGCCUGGAGGAAGCAGAGGUCGUGCGGUUGGUGCUGGAGUUUCUGGCCAAUCGGGAGCUGAGCAUCAGCCAGUUAGCAUUAGAGCGCGAGUCUGGUGUCAUUAAUGAUGCCCUGUCAGAUGACCUUCUUUUUCUGCGCCAGCUUAUUCUGGAUGGCCAGUGGGACGAUGUCCUAGACUUUGUCCAGCCCCUCGAGGACAUGGAAGCCUUUGACAGCAAACGUUUCAAAUUCUCAGUGCUGAAGCACAAAUUCUUGGAGCUCCUGUGCAUCCGGUCUGAGGCCGGGCUGGUGCAGAGUGCCGAGCUGGGUGUGGACGAGAUGGUGGCUUGCCUUGGGGCUCUCGAGCAGUGCAGCCCCUCGCGCGAGCACUACAACCAACUCUGCCUGCUCCUCACCUUUCCCCGGCUCUGCGAUCAUCUCGACUACAAGCAUUGGAAUCCUAGCAAUGCCCGCAUCAAUUGCUUCAGAGAGGUGUUGCCCCUUGUAGAGAAGCUACUACCAUCUCCAGUAAAGUCUCCUGUGUCAGUUCAGCGUACAUCGUCUGGUGACCGGCUGGUCCAGUUACUCAUCAAGGGCAUUUUGUAUGAAUCCUGUGUUAACCUGUGCCAGAAGAAGGCAACCCUCCCACCGAGCAGCACUCAGGAUGACGAGUUUCACUUUGCUGAACUCCUAGGAAGUGCCGAUGCCGAUCUCAGCCUACUUUCAUGGCUUCAGUGCCUCCCGCCAGAAGUGUUUUCUUACCCAUUUGAACAGAAAGUGCUCAAUGUUGACAUUCGGCAGUUAGUGAAGCCGUUCCUUGAAGCGUCUUGGACGGAGCAGAUUCUGGCAACGCCAAUCAAGCCACGUGUCUUUCCACACUCAGCCGUUCCACGCACGCCAAUGAGCCGUUCACUCAUAAUGGCCAGCAUGGAAGGUGGCCUCUUUUCUGCAGGCAGCCAUCCAGCGCUCAGUGGUUGUGCCAAGAUGGCCCUUUCAAUGGCUGACCUGUCCUCAUCCAUGUCACGGUCAUUUGGGGCCUUCCAUCUUACGGGGAAAAAGCUUAUGAAUACAUCCGUUGACCGGCUCUUUGAAGUGGGUGAUGUAUUCAGCACGAGCUGCACAGACAUUCGGCCAGGCACGUUGCCUGAUUUACUCAAGGAAGAAGAGGAAGAGAACAAGGAUAAAAAUGAGAGUCAAGGCAGUGAUGAGUUUUGGAAAGAGUUUCAACGUCUCAAAAGGAACCUUCUUCAAAGAAUGGAUGCUGCUGUCACAGCCCCGGCCGUGCCGCCAACUGUGGUUGAAAGUGAAAAAAGGACGUCAAACUCGGCAGACUCGGUGGUGGCACUUCUCUCUUCCCCAGUGCGGACACCUCCCCCUACAUCUGCCCCAACAAGUGCCACUAGCCCUGCACCUUCACGUGUGAAACCUUCUUCUGUGACAGCACUUAUGACCACAGCAUUGAUGCCAAUUGGCCAGACGGCACAGAAAGGGAGUGUGAAAUUUACAACAAGCACACCACGAAAUCCAAGGACAGCACCUGCUCAUGUAACAACAGUUACGAUAGAUGGAGUGGCGAAAAACCUCUCUGAAGAUCUCCGGUCCACUGACAGCUUUCCAGAGCACAGUGACUCAAGCGUUCAUUCAGACACACGGUCAGCAGGUGCCCAGUCUCGGUCAUCUGUGCAGCCUUCCAACGCUGGAUCAGCGAGAGUUCUCAUCAACACAUACUCUGCAAAUCAUGGAACCCAAAACCAGCAACAGCAGCCACAGGCGGCCCACUCGGCUGAUGAGUCACGGAAGCCAAAGUUCGUGCAGGUCACCAACUUGGAGGAUGCCCAGGUGGUGCGUGCCUGUGACUUCCACCCUAGCGGCCAGUUCUACGCUGUUGGCUCCAACUCCAAAACACUUCGCAUCUGUGGCUACCCAACCAUCACUGACCUCAGGCAUGGAGACGUAGCCCACCAGCCCACUGUGCUGUUCAAGCGGCUGAAACACCACAAGGGCUCCAUCUAUUGCCUGGCAUGGAACCAAACUGGGGACCUCUUGGCAACUGGAUCCAAUGACAAGACAAUCAAGCUGAUGCGAUUCAAGUCGGAGACAUGUGCCCUUGACACUGGUGGAGAAGCAGAGCUGACAAUGCAUGACGGCACUGUUCGUGAUGUCUGCUUUGUGGAGGAUCUAAGCAACCGGUCAAGUCUGCUUAUCAGUGGAGGAGCAGGAGACUGCAAGAUCUAUGUUACUGACUGUGAGACUGCCACACCUUUCCAGGCACUCUCUGGGCACUCAGGUCAUAUUCUGUCCUUGUACACGUGGGGAGGAGCCAUGUUUGUGAGUGGCUCUCAAGACAGAACCAUCCGCUUCUGGGAUCUGCGCACUAGAGGCUGCGUCAACCUAGUGACUGCGCCGCCAGCAAGUGGCAGUGGGCCUGGGAGCCCUGUGGCUGCCGUGUCUGUGGAUCCCUCUGGACGCAUGCUGGUCUCUGGGCAUGAGGAUGCCACUUGCAUGUUGUACGAUAUACGAGGUGGCCGGACCAUUCAGACGUUCCGGCCCCAUUCAUCAGACCUGCGAUCCGUGCGCUUCUCACCACGAGCUUACUACUUGCUGACAGCAUCGUACGACCGUAAAUGCGUCCUCACAGAUCUGCAGGGUGACCUGACGCAGCCCCUGCCCAGCGUCGUAGUUGCAGAGCACGCAGACAAGGUCAUCCAGGCCCGCUGGCACCCCAGUGACUUCUCCUUUGUCAGCACCAGCGCUGACAAGACAGCCGUCCUCUGGGCCCUGCCAGUCAACUGAAGUGCUCCCUCACCCUACAAUUGAAACACCCUCCAUGGGGUGUGGGUGCUCAGACUCUAGGCUCUGUGAUAAACCUCCUUAACCCUGUCUCUGCCUACCUCCCUCCCUCUCUCUUUUUAGUUUUUGUUUUCACCAACUUUAGAUUGAUGCCCAUCCUGCCAUAACUUUAGCUUUCUGGCCCAUACAUGUGUUAAUUUGGCAGCCCAGUUGGCCAUCGAAUUUUUGUUACCUUGUCUUGCAGGUUGCGCACUGCUAGUGUUAUUAUCAAACCAAAAGAUGUGUUUUUUGCAAUUGUUGUGACAUGCAAAUAUCAUCUUUGCUGUAUCUCUGACAUCCACACUUCUCUGUGUAGGCAUGUUGUUGAUUAUAUGUUCAUUCACGUUGUAGCUCUUUCCUUGAGCAUGUCCUCCUGUACGUAAGAGCAGUUGUUUGUUCUGCUUUUUAAUGUGCAGUGAAAUUUUUUUACGAACUUUAACAGAUGUGUUUUAUAGUUGCUUAAUGAAUUUUACUGAAAUUUACAAAGAGAUGCUUCAAUUAUGCUGGGUAAUUGUAUAAUUUAUUUUUAUGUUUACUGCGAAUGGUAACUAUGAGCUAGAGAAUGGGCUGGAAGUAUCGACCUGUCUACAAUAAUCUCAAAUGAUUUCUUGUAUAACAAAAGAAAAAUCGUGUGGUGGAAUGUGGGAUUUAAAUUGCGUUGUGUUAUGGUGCAAAAGACUAAAUGAUAUUCGCCAGAGACAAAACAUCAUGCUUUUGUGUAAGCACUUAAGCCUUCUGCAUUUUCUUAAAUGGGUCCUGAACCACCCUUCGUACUUGGUGAAAAAACACAUUCUGCAGAAGGCAGACGCUCCUGUGAACAGCUCAGCCAAAUCUUGCAGUCAUGCGCGCCAAGGAGAGUCUACAAGCGGAGAUCAAAGUUGCCACUUUCCCAAUCGCCCUCUCUUCAUGCAGAGGCCUGUGCUCACUGUCUUUGGAGCUGCCAGCAGCUGCUGUAUGGCGUCACACAGCAGGUUGCUGCCAUGUAUUGGCCAAUAGCCAAGAUAAAUCAAGAGUAGCGUUUGGAUCAGAUUCACUUCUUGCUUCUGGGUGGCGCCACGUGCUGGUGGCCGCGCUUUAUAGUCUGCUAAAAGUACACGGUAGCAGCACUAGCACGCACCGGAAUCGCACCGAGAGUGAUCACGUUUCAUGACACGCUCUGAAGAUCAUGACGCGGGCUAAUGUAGAUUCUUGUCCAUUUGUCAUCGCCCCUUGUGUAUCUUCCAGCGUGCUUGUAGGAAUGAAAGAAGAGAAAGCACUUAAAGUAUGCGACAAACCCCUGCAACUCCGCUCGUUCCCGACAGAUUCAAAAAUUUUUGCAGCAGUCAAUUCGCGAAACAGUAAACUCCUAUACUGAGGCCAUUCAAUGAUUACUUGGAAAAGUGGUUCAGUACCUCUUUGUGCACUACUUCUUUUGGAAAUAAUAUGUAAGUUUGAGCAAGCGUAAUGAAGUAGCAAGGUAGAGAAUGUGGAGCAAAGGAUAUGAUGGUGUGGCAGCUUGAAAAGAAGCAGACUGCAAAAAGAAAAUAACUACAAGUGAAUGCCAGGUGAAAGAUAGCACAGAAGCCUGAGAUGAGCCUCCUUCCAUGUGCUCUUAAGAUCAUGUGGGAGUCUCUGAGCAAAGUGAACAACCAGGAGCUCAUACCUGCUGUUUACAGUAAUUGCGAUCAAGGACACUAAAGAGAAGUGUUCAUACAUUUAAAGGGAGACCUGAGUUUUAAAACAUUUAAGGCCAUAUUCGGAAACGCUCUUCACCUCAGGUCAUUUCCUUACCUUACGUGAGGAACCCUUUGUGCCUUCUUACCUUAAGGAGCUCCUUGAGAGAGCCAACAUAUUCUGAAAGCUUCCUUCAACCUUCCUUUCCAAAGGAAGGUUGAAGGAAGCGUUUAAGGAAGCGCCAGUCCUUCCUUCAGCCUUUUAAGCUGAAGGAAGCGCCUCAGUAAUGUAAGGUGCAUGUUUCACAAGUCUGGGUAUGAGUCCCUCAUAACCAUAUCAUGGUUUUGGGACCUUAUUCCCCAACAAUCGUUGUUGUUAUUAUUGUUGCCUUUUCUGUUUAUUUAACUUUAGCCUGUUGCAUCAGGCAAAAAGAAGAUGGACAGAGGUUUUGCAGAACACGCCUUUUCUGUUUCUGUGCACUUCUGCGUUCUGUCCUCUGGGAAUGACGAUUUGUACGUGCGUGUAAUCGAUGCAGUGAGUGACGCCAGGAAAGUCAGCAACAUUAGAAACUGAAUACAGUGCAAGGGCCCGUCACUUCGACAGCUGCACUUUAGUGAUGGCGGAGCAGUGAUUGUAUAUGUGGGGUGGUUCAGUGCUCCUAUAAUUCAGCUUUGGUGAUGCAGUGGGCUAACACACAGUGUGUAAGUUCGUGAUGCUAUACGACCUAGUUUUGAAUCCCGCGUUUGUUAACUUUUUUUAUGUAAGUGUUAUUUAAAGAUUGGUUAAAAAUAUUUUUUUUAGGUGAAUUACAUUGGUGUCAACGGCUUGCACCCAAAGCCGUCGCUGACGCACCUCACUCUGGCACAAGUGACGUGCAAAAAAGUGAAAGUACUGAAGGAAUAUUACCAUGAAGCGGCAACCUACGUUCCUAGCCCCCAAUGACACGAGCCAAUUGGUGACACUGGCAAAAUUGUGAGAAUUGAAUGGGCAUCGUGAACGACACGCUGGAUGUGCGUACAUAUUAGGGGAACAGCCUCACACAGAUGCUCCUGCUCAUGGACAGCUGCAACAUGUUCAUGAGGUCACCAACAGCGCACUGCAUCAUGCCUGUUCCAAACAGUAUAAGAGUGAUGAGAAGUGUCAAAGGCGCCGUGCAACACUUUUUGAACGUGGUCAGAAAAUGCUGCUGAUCGGUAGUCGAGGCUUCUGCAAACAUGUAAGCCAAAAAUGUUUCCCUGCCCCUUGCGGCGCAAGCGGCAGGGAAUUUCGAAUUAAAUUUCAAACUCAGAUAGAAAUCACUUGCUCUUCUCUCGACAAAUGAUGCCAUGUACCCAAAUCAAGUGCGUCUCAUACCCAAAAUACGUCCUGCCGCAACAUUCCCACGCCACGGCAUGGCACAUUGCGGUGCGGACAAGUAAGCUGCGUGCAAUGUUUAUACGUUGGCCACGCGCGCAUUCAAAGAAAACAAGCAAAGAAAGUGCUCUUGGUCUUGACGGGCGCUGACUUAUGAAUGUAUCUUUUGCCCCCCCUUGUACCCUCCCCCCUGUGUAGCUUUUAGCAUGUUUGCUGGGUCGAAAGAAGAGAAAAAGCGCUUAAGUGUACAACAAAACCCUUAACUCCGCUUGUACUUGACGGAUUCUAAAAAUCUUUGCUGCAGUCGAUUUGUGAGGCAAUAAACUCAGAUAGUGAGUUCAUUUUACGAUUACUUUGAAAAGUGUUUCAGGGCCUCUUUAACACAGAUGGGAGAGGCUCUCCUCUUUUAUCAUUAAUUUUGUUGAGACACAGCUCUUUCAGUGUGUGCAUAGUAGACUGCUGCAAGAAGCUACAUCUCGUCCGAAAUUCUGCCUCGCUAUACAGUUCCAGAGGGUUCAACCAAUCCCUCCGAUUUCUUGCUGAAAGUGUUGGAUAGUGGUACAUGUCACUGUAUACAUCACUUGCUCGUAAUGUGAAUGCAAUGGAACCUUCGACAUUUUUGUCAGCCAAAAAAGCACAGUAGCCCUUUUUCUUCAUCUAGCAGCAGUGACACACUGCGGUGCCCUCCAUUCUGUUCGCAGACAAAAGAGCUUACAAAAUACUGCAGAGAAGCACCUUUUAAUUGCAAGAAGCGAGGUAAGGAGACACGGAAGUUGCUCUAGCGCUACCUUAACUUAAAGGGAGCACCAAGGAAGGCCUCAGUGAGGGAACAUCUGUGAGGAGCGUUCUGGAACUUAUGGGCCAAAUAUUAUUAACAUGAUAGUGUUAAAGAGCUCAUUUCGCAGAAAUUCUGGUGUCAGCGGUGUUGGCAUCUUUGGCUGUGAGCGAAAAAUCAGCAUUGUCCAUGAGCAAGAAUUCAAGGUAGAUGCAAAUAAAGAAAUAAUAAAAGAUCUUCAGUUCGAGUGAGAUCGGGGAUUCGAACCUGCGACCCCUUGCUCUGUGGCGCAAUGCAUUUAGCCGCUCAGUCACCACGCAUACAUCUUCUAGCAUACUAACGGCGAGCUAUUUAUGUACACCAUUUAGUGUUGGUGGUAUGCACAUCUUGGAAGUUCUUCAGCGGCUUGACAGAAAACCGGGGAGAUAGCGCAAAGGGUCCACGGGUGCGCUUUCCAUGUUCUUUCGCGCCGCAUGCAUGGAUAUAGGAGCCAGCACGCGUCUGCACUUCGGCUUUCCUUGCUGCACGGUUUAGGUGUCAACCGAAAAACGAAGGCAGGCUAGCGAUUGGGAUGGCGAUACAAACACGGUUUGAUUAAGCUAUCUCAUUCUACUCUUGAAAGCAAAGCUCGAGCGUCCUCCAAGUUUUUGCACUGCACACAUCAGGCAAUUUACAGUUUCACGUCGAAGAUGGCUAAAAAUGGCUUCUUUUGGCAGAUCUGUAAAGUCAUUUUCUCUGAUGACUGAGAAAGGUGUUGCAGGUCUUCAUCAAAGUAGCUUUUCUCUACAUAAUAGAGGAACUAUUUUGUGCAAUUUUUGGGAUGACUGGCAGAAAAUAUUUUACAUCAAGCAAGCUAAAAGUUAUGUGAAUAUAUGAUACUAUAUUCCUGAAUGCUAAUUUCAUGUACUUCAUUAUAUCGAGGUUUAAUUGCAUCAGUAAACUGACUUUAUACAUUAAAAAAAAAUCACAGUUUCGCCGCAUGGGCGAAGCAAUGAAUGCGAUAGCAAGAAACUAAUGCUAUACGAAGUGAGGCUCGCCAAUGGAUACUCUCAGUUUGAACAGCGCUCCUGUUACAAAGGCGGCCGAAGCAGCGAAGGAAACUAGCGUGCUUCAAGUGUCGAGCUGUGACACUUGAUAGUUCGCGCUCAUCUUCUGUUUGUUCGUUUAGCGGCGUCGUUUAGCGGCGCUCCGUAACAUGAGCGCGGACAUCACGGUUAAAGCUUGAAACAUCCCUCUUGCCCUCACCACAAGAAAACUGCGCGAGCAGACAGAGGAAGGCCAAGGUUCUCCUUGCGCAAAUAUAAGAAGAAGCAAGCGAGCUCGCCGACGACUUUUAAAUGCGCUCGUCGCGCUCCUAGCGCCAUCUCGCUGGUAAUGAAGAAACGCUUAUGAGCAUCGGCCAUCUCUGAGUCCGCCCAGCGGCAAAGGGUGUGUAUGUAACGCUCGCCGUUAGCGAUGCGGAGGACCUGCGUUCCGUGGCGUAGUGGCUAGCGCCACUCACUGCGGAGCAAGAGGUCCCUGGUUCGAUUCCGCGCUUCGGAAGCAUUUUUCUGAAUUAUUUUUCUUUGGGGCUUUUAUAUAUAUAUACAUACUUAUACAUAUACGGUGCAUGACGGCGACGGGGGCGGACAUUUUCCAGCCGAGACUGUCCAUAUAAUUGCUAUCGCAAUAAAAGAACUCCAGUGCUGUGAAGUCGGCUUACAUGUUUAACACUCCAAUCUUUCAUUGCUUAACGGGAACUGUGCCGAUGGUAUAUACAGUGUUCACUUUUUCAAACUUUCUUUUUGUUUAAUGCGGCCUAGGCUGCUCUUGCAAAACUUAGCAUGUCGGUUAUUUAAGAGUUCAAUGCUUACAAUGAUAGCUAUGACAAAAAAAAAACAAAUGAUUACAGAUUUAAAAGUUUUGUUCAGCGAGAAAAAAUGUGUUGGAGCAUUCGCUUAAAUGGCCCUUCAGUGAGCCUCGUCACACAGGCAACCCAGACACCAUUGUUUGUAGGUCUUACUUUUCUGAAGCUACCUGAUAUAAAUUUUUCUGGUGAGCUAGUUUUUUUCUGGUGAGCCGUGUCCGUAGCCUUUGGCCAGAAAGCACAACUGUCAUCAUGCACAACAGCAUCUUUGAAUUUCGUGAUCUUCCAGCACUGUUGUAUCUUACCUGGUGGUGUCGCCGCUCUGCAUGUUGCUGCCUGAGUGAACCUGCGUGUUCACAAACUGUUGACCUUUUUUUUUGCACAUACACCUCCCCCUUCUAACCACGCACAAUUAAUUAAGGGACUAUAAACUGUAAUGCUCAAAAACACAAAAAUUACUUAGUGCAAGAAAAAUUGCGGCACACAAGGUAGAUACCCUUGUGCAUCUUCCUUGUGUGCCGUGUUUUUUUUUUUCUUGCGCUAAGUAAUUUCUGUCAGUAUGCACCAGCUAGGCCCUCAAAAAGUCCUAUUAUGUAAAGCUCAGCCUAAACCUGUUUGUGACAGGUUGAAAAGCUUUCACUGUGCACAUUUACUCAGCUAUGUAUGUUCUUUUUCAGUUUUUUUUCUCUCUCUCUCUCUUUUUUACCAUGCCCGCUACUGCAUGAAGUCAUGAUGGCAAUGCUUGCAGUUUUUGUAGCUGCUACAAAUCUCAUUUAGAGCACAGCCACUAGCAUAAGUUUGGACAGCACUAAUGUAUGCUAUAAGGGAGACCUUUAUUAGUGCAUACAGGCAACAGAAAAAUGAAAGAGUUACGUUCACCUGCAAGGAAAAGAAGCAUAACCCACUGCUAACCAUACUACGGUUGUGAUGUUGCAUGCUCUUGCCUCGCAGUCUGUCUUUUUGUUGUUUAUCGAAGAAGUGACAUGUAUAGGAUGUACCUAGAUCUAUCCCGCCACAGGGUAAAAUUGAAGGUUUUCUACGUAACUGAAGUUUCCAUUUAUGCCAUCUUACAAGGAUAGAAAUAGGGUUGGGACAUUCACAUUUCUGUCUUGUCUGUAGCUGAGUCCAAAAUCUUUUCUAUUUCUGGUCAUUUGCUGAAUGAAGCACUGUUUCAAAAGUGCCUUGUAACGCAGGCAUGUGGCUGCCACUUUGACGCAUUUUGUAAUAGCUGUUACUGUGGAAGGAAGCCUGUAUGUCUAGCUUUAGUAGCGUUGGCAGGCAAUAUUUGAUGUUAUCAGCUGGCGGCUUCACUUCAGCAUUUUGCACAAUGAUAGUCAUGCUAAUUUGAGAAUAAUCACUGUGUGCGCAACCUUGCAAGUGUAUGCAAUUUGAAAUUUUAAAAGGGGUCAGUGCUGCUCAGGAGUAAUACCUUGGGCAACUUGCUUAAGACCAUCCGUACUUUGUUUUUAUACUGUGGUACACCACAGAUUUAUUACUUUCCCAUUUAGGUAAAGAACAAACUUUUGUGCAAUAAUGUGUGUCAGUUUUGUAUGAUCUUGUUGUCUGCUCUGAGUUUCUAGCCAUGUUAAAGUAGAUGCAGCAUGUAAGGAUUACUUAGCUUGUGUGCGGGUUCCUUUUGCCUGUGUUACAUAAGUGGCAGAAGUAUAAUAUAUGCUUAUAAGCCAAAAUGAACGCGCAUUUAUAAUUUUUGAUGUUGCCUGAUUAUCGCACAGAUUCAUUAUAGCCUCAUUCCCCAACCCCCUUUUAUUUUAAUUUUUCUACUUACCUCGGUGUCAGAGAUUAGGGCUCUGUGAGUGAGUACUGUGCAUUUACCCAACAUGGAAGGGUCACAAUAUCUAUAAACACUCGAGUUUAUGUAAAACGGAGGUACUCCUGUGGGAGGCAUGCUGCCCAAUAAUAAUCGGACAGGCUUCAGUGUGCUUAUUGGCUUGAGUGCCACAAAAGCUACAGCAACCUAUCAACCACGGCUUGAGAGAGUGCUUUUUGCAUGAAGGUGCCAUGAGUUAUCAUUCUAGAGCUGGUAAUAGAACUUUAUUUGUUGUUGCUUGCCACCAUGUGUGUCAUGCAUCCAUAGUGCAGUGAAAUUUUCACACAUUUCAGUGUUUCCAAAAAGAUUAUUUGUUGUCAUAGUAGUAAAGCGGAGUAUGUAUAAUAGCCAGGAAUCUCUCCUGUAGCGUUUUUAGCAUAUUACUAUAAGGCAGUGAAGUUUUUACUUUUUAUCUGUUAAUUCUUUCUUUUACUUUAGAUCUUAGAUGGUGUCUUUAUUUAAUGCUUGUUGUGCGGUAUCUACUCAAAUAUGCGGAAAUACUUCUACUUUUGCCAUCAAGCUUGAAAAUUUUGGCAUAUUGCUUAAAACUACCACUGAAAAUAACACGCAAAUAUGAAAGUGCGUCAUUUGGAUCAGAGUUGUUUCUUUUUGUAUGUGAGCUUGUUGUGCAGGGAGGAAGGGUUUGUGCAUAUUUUAUUUAAGCUUAUUUAAAAAGACGUAAUGUACACACCUUUGAAGCCACUAGAGCUCUGCAUGGAUUCCCUCCUUGUCUAUUAUGAAGGAAUAAGUUUUUGCAAAGAGCAUGGCGACUUACUUAUGUUAAAGUGUUGGAGUAAAAUCGCUUACCUAUAUACGGAGACACAGUGUUUCGCACAUUCAGGCCAGUUGCAACAGAUCUGCUGCACAUAGCACAGCAAUUUGUCUUUUAUUGUACAUAUCCUUUUUUGUGCUUUUCGCAUGUCAACAUAAUUUAGUUGUACAAAUAUUUUGCCUACCACCUGUGGAGUUUCCAUGAGAUACAUUGGCGGCGUGUAUAGCUUGUAAUAAAUACCGGCAUAAUAAACAUUGCUUCUUUGAGCUGCCUCGGAACCU
Molecule: messenger RNA, 11585 nt
Organism: Rhipicephalus sanguineus (brown dog tick)
Lineage: Eukaryota; Metazoa; Arthropoda; Arachnida; Ixodida; Ixodidae
Product: WD repeat-containing protein 47
Exons: 11
Coding region: 255-3041 (928 amino acids)
Molecular function (GO): protein binding
Source: RefSeq, a predicted model, not a curated record